AUGCCCUUUCUCACUUCGUGCUGCGGGUUUGGCCGCAAGAAGGGUGAUGAUACCGAACCGCUGCUCCCUCGUUAUGAAGAUGAUACCGCACGUCAAAGAGCUCUCCGCCAUAAGCUGCACACUUAUCAGAUGCUGAGAGCUCUCACAAAGGGAUACAUGCCCUCCAAUGAACAAACCAUCCUCCAUCUCCGCACUUUACUUGCUUCCGACCUGCUCAAUCCCAACAAUAAAGAGCUCACGGAAUCAGGACGGACCCUCAUUCGAAAUUGUCGAACUUGGUUGAAAUUGUUCAUUGAACUGUUGAAGAACAAAAAUAGUCAGGAUCAAAUUCAAGAUUUCAUCUGGUACAUCACAAAGUCUCGGAUUUCUCUCGAUGUUAACGAUAUAUCCCACUCGGCCUCGAAAGUCCAAGCUAGAGCCGAUGCGCAAGCAGCAUACGAAAGCUUCCGCACCGUAGGAAGCUUGUUGCUCACGAACUCGGAUUUCAGACUCUUUGUCAACGAUGUUGCCGCGAUAGGAAGAGAAGUUUUGGCCGACACGGCAUUCUCCUUGUCCUCGGCGGCAGAAAAGGCCGGCAAACAGCUGGAACCUUCGGAGCAAGAGCAGAAGGCGGUGGUGAAACCGGGAGCCGACGAGGAUGGCAUACCCUCGAAGCAAGAUUUACAAUCAAAUGCAGAAGAUGUCGCGAAAGUAAUUGGCUCCCAGGUAGCACAAGUGGGAAAGGAUACAAUCGCGAGUGCCCACGAAAAUUUCCGCGGUUCACAAGGCGAAACUCUUCUACAUCGCUUAAAACAAGCCAUCUUGAACUUGAGAAGCCGGAACGACUAUCGGGACUCGGUGUCCACCAUUUCGAAAUUGAUUCAGAGAUAUGCCCUUGCACCCCCACGGGUUACGGACGCCGGUCUGGCAACCGCUCAGGACGACAUAUACACCAAUCCGGCCUUGGAUCGAGCAGUUCGCAACUUUUGGAAUCUCCUGAGCAGUUUUGGAGAUCGCAAUGCGUGGGAACAACUGGAGCAAGACUUCAAGAAGGUCCUUGGCCACGCGCGAUCAGAUCCACAAUUCGAGAGUUUUAUGGUGGAUGUGGGCAACGCGGUACAAAGGAUGCUGACGGACCCGGAUUUUUUUGACAAUGCUGAAAAGAAGAUCGAUGAACUGAGAGAAAAAUCAGGCCGACUGGGUAAUGAAUCAGCGUUCCGUACCGACUUCGACCAGAUGCUGAGACAAGCCCAAACCACCGUCAACUCGGUGAUGGAAGACAAAGACAUCAAUGCGCUCAUUCUCGCAACGCGCCGGAUCUACGACAUCUUUUCUCCAGCGAACCAUAUUUCCAAUCCGGACCUUGUCACUGACUCCCUGCAUAUCUUCCUCCCCCUCAUCGUUCGCAGCAUCCAAUACCUCCCGAUUCCACGCGUCGAAGUCUCCGUGCCCGAAAUGGACCUUCUCCUCGAAAACCUCGUCCUUGAACCUGGCCGCAACGUCAACUCCACCUCCUUCCUCCCCUACCGCCUCCUCGUCUCGACCAAAAACGAUCUAGAAAUCCGCAAGACACAUUCCAAAAAAACGGUCUCAAAGACGAAAUCCCUCAUGACCGUGUCUAUCAAUGGCCUCAGCGUCGCCGCCCAGGACCUCGGAUUUUGGAUCCGUGGACACGCUGGACUCGUUCGCUUUGCCGACGAAGGCAUCGCGAGUUUCUACCUCGAUGAGCGCGGCAUUGACAUUUCCCUCGACCUCGAAGUCGGACGAGAAAAACUCGAGCAAAUCCUCACUCUCCGCGGCGUGAGGGUGCAUAUCCACAAACUCGACUACAACCUCCGCCGAUCCAACCUCUCUUGGCUGGGGUGGCUCUUCAAGCCCUUCCUUAAACACCUCGUCCGUCGCUCUCUGGAAAAGACGCUCGCCGAAAACAUCGUCAAGGGCUUACGCGCCAUGAAUCGUGAGUUGGUCUUCGCUCGUGAGCGCUUGCGGGCCACGCGCAUCGCAGAUCCCCAGGACGUGGUGACAUUCUUGAAGGCAGUCACGGCGCGGCUGACGCCCGAGGACGAUUCGGACCUCGACACGCGAGUCGGCGUUGAUGCGCCGAAACAAGGCGUCUUCAAAGGCGUCUACACACCCGGCAGUAUUGUGAAGCUGUGGCACGAAGAGGCCUUAAGGGCCGAGGACGCCGUUCAGGACGGCGAGGAGCGGGGAGAGGGUUGGAGAAACGAAAUUUUCGACGUUGGUGUCUUUUGA
This is a messenger RNA of Rhinocladiella mackenziei CBS 650.93, 2232 nucleotides long. RefSeq lists its product as uncharacterized. The transcript has a single exon. Gene Ontology annotation, molecular function: lipid binding. The record is from RefSeq and is a predicted model, not a curated record. Bases 1 to 2232 code for a protein of 743 amino acids. NCBI's taxonomy places the organism in Eukaryota, Fungi, Ascomycota, Eurotiomycetes, Chaetothyriales, Herpotrichiellaceae.